Molecule: messenger RNA, 3293 nt
Organism: Cinclus cinclus
Lineage: Eukaryota; Metazoa; Chordata; Aves; Passeriformes; Cinclidae
Gene: KHDRBS1
Product: KH RNA binding domain containing, signal transduction associated 1
Exons: 9
Coding region: 70-1350 (426 amino acids)
Biological process (GO): regulation of alternative mRNA splicing, via spliceosome
Cellular component (GO): nucleus
Molecular function (GO): poly(A) binding; mRNA binding
Source: RefSeq, a predicted model, not a curated record
GCGGUGUGGCCGCUGCGCUCCCGCCGCCGUCCCCGGCCCGGCCCGGCCUCACUUCCCCGGCACCGCCUCAUGCAGCGCCGCGACGACCCCACAGGCCGCUUAUCUCGAGGGCAAGGUCCCGGUAGUCGCGCGCCGCCGCCGCGCCGGCCGCCCCGUGGCGGAGGGGCCCGCGGAACCGCCAGCGGGGCGCAGCCGCCGCCCGGUGGGGCCGCGGCCGGCGGAGCCUCAGGGCAAGGGGGUUCGGCGCAGAUGGUUGGAGGUAAAAUGGAGCCUGAGAACAAGUACCUGCCCGAGCUGAUGGCCGAGAAGGACAGCCUGGAUCCGUCCUUCACGCACGCCAUGCAGCUCCUCACCGCAGAAAUAGAAAAAAUUCAGAAAGGUGAGAGCACAAAGAAGGAUGAAGAAGAAAAUUACCUGGAUUUAUUUUCUCACAAGAACAUGAAGCUGAAGGAACGAGUUCUGAUCCCUGUCAAACAAUAUCCCAAGUUCAAUUUUGUUGGGAAGAUUUUGGGACCCCAAGGAAACACCAUUAAGAGACUUCAGGAAGAAACUGGAGCUAAAAUUUCAGUUUUGGGGAAAGGUUCCAUGAGAGAUAAAGCCAAGGAGGAAGAGCUCCGCAAGGGGGGGGAUCCCAAGUACGCCCACCUGAACAUGGAGCUGCACGUGUUCAUCGAGGUGUUCGGGCCUCCCUGCGAGGCCUACGGCCUCAUGGCCCACGCCAUGGAGGAGGUCAAAAAGUUCCUGGUGCCAGAUAUGAUGGAUGAUAUCUGCCAGGAGCAGUUCCUGGAGCUCUCUUAUCUCAACGGGGUCCCAGAGCCCAACCGUGGCCGGGGGGUCCCCGGGCGGGGCCGAGGUGCAGCCCCACCUCCCCCUCCACCCGUCCCAAGGGGCCGUGGGGUGGGUCCUCCCCCCCCUCCUCCUCCUCCUCCUCCUCCUCCUCCCCCUCGGGGUGCCCUGGUUCGAGGAGCCCCCGUGCGCGGGGCCAUGGCCCGGGGGGCGGCGCUGGCCCGGGGGGUGCCCCCUCCCCCGGCAGUGAGGGGGGCUCCAGCCCCCCGGGCCAGGGCAGCUGGAAUCCAGAGGAUACCCCUGCCCCCUCCCCCCGUGCCAGAGAGCUACGAGGAAUAUGGCUAUGAUGACACAUAUGCAGAGCAGAGCUACGAGGGCUACGAGGGCUACUACAGCCAGGGCCAAGGGGAUACAGAAUAUUAUGAUUAUGGACAUGGAGAGGCACAGGAAACCUAUGAAGCUUAUGGCCAAGAUGACUGGAAUGGAACCAGACCCUCCCUGAAAGCUCCUCCAGCCAGGCCAGUCAAGGGGGGCUACAGAGAGCACCCCUAUGGACGUUACUAAAUCACAAAAACAGGGCAAAAAAAAACAAAAAAAAAAGAAAAAAAUCCAAAAAAAAAAAAACCAACAACAACAAAAAAAAAAUAAUCCCAAUUUAGGAGCAAACGUUUCUUUCUGGUUCUUGUAUCUCCUGGGAUUCUCGUUGCUUUUACCCACAGCAGACAAGUAAUUGUUUAAUUGUUUCCCCUGGUUUUUUUUUUUUUCUUCUUCUUCUUCUUCUUCUUUUUGUUUUUUUACUUCCCACUCCAUCCUCACCUUGCAUUUUUUGGCUUCUGUAUGUAGUGAUUUCUUGAGAUGAAUUUAAAUAGAUUUAGGGAAAAAAAAAAAAAAGGGGGGGAGGGAGGGAGGGGGGUGAGGGUAUGUGGAAAAAAAAAACUUUUUAAUUUUUAUUAUUAUUAUUAUUAUUAUUUUUAUUUCUUCUUCACUGUGUAGAUGGCUUUUCUUUCUUUGUCGUUUUAGGUACAAAAAAAAAAAAAAUAAUAAUAAAAAAAAAAACCAACCCAACAAACAAACUGUACCUUUUUAAAAAAAGAAAACCUAAAAAAAAAAAAAAAAAAAAUAGUUAAAAAAUGUUAGUUUCCAAAGUGACAUGCUUUGCUUAGUUCUGAAAUUAAGGUUUUGUUAAAACUUUUAAAGUUUGUUUUAAAUGAACCCAUAAAGGUUUGUAGUUGCAGAAUCCCAAACUAGGCUACAUUUCAAAAUUCAGGGUUUUAUAUAUAUAUAUAUUUUUUUUUAAAAUUAAAAAUCAUAAUGUAAUACUAGUGGCUGCCACCAUUAAAAAAAAAAAAAAAGCAAACAACAACCAAAAAAAAAAUAAUAAUAAUAAUAAAAAAAAAAAAGAACUUCAGAUGCCAAAACCUUUAAAAGGAGAUUGCUGGUGAAUCUUGAAGUUUAAAUUUUAACCCAAAGGAUCCUCCAGACAAAUUAAAUAGCAUUUCCUAAAGAGAAUUGACUUAAAAAGAAAAAUUAGGUUGGUAAAAAAAUUGACUUUUCUUAUGUGGAUUUUGAAAUCUAGCCCCCCCCCCCGUGCAGUGCUGAGAUAUGCUUGGGAAUAAUUUUUUCCAGUGGAAAUGGGUUUUAGUUUGGUUCUAAAUGAACAAUUUUUAAGGGGAAAAAAAAAAAAAACCCGCCCAAAUAUUUAAUUUAAUUACCCAGUGUUUGACAGAAAUUAUAUUCUGUAGAUAAUCCUGAAAAAUUCUCUUUUUUUUUUUUUUUUGGGGACGGAAAUUCUGAUUAAAAUUUCAAAUUUGCCCCUCCCAAAAAACAAAAAACAAAAGAAAAAAAAAAAGCAAACAACAACAAAAAAAAAAAUCUCAAUUUUAAGCAGUCCCAACCACUUAAUCAAGUGUAUCUCAGCACGAGCUUCCAUAAAAAGGGACACUGCAGCUGUAAAAAAAAAAAAACAAACAAAAAAAAAAUUAAAAACAACCAAAAGCAGAAAAAAAAAAAAAACAAAACAAACAAAAAAAAAAAAAAAAAAUCCCAAAUUUCACUUUGUACAUAAAAUAAAGUCUUAAUUGGAUUUGUUCCACUGUCCUCCCACUCUGUUCUGGAAGAGAAAAAUGCAACAUUUUGUGUAAAGUCUGCCUAAGCAGGUAACUCAGAACGUGUCAAAGUGUCUGUCUCAAGCUGUCAAUAAAGUUUAGUCCUUUUUUAAUCAAAGGAAAUGUGAUGGGUUGUCAUUUGUUUUAUUUUCUCCUUUUUUUUUUAUUUUUAUUUUUAUUUUUUUUUAAUUUCAAACAGCUUUAAAUUCGUGCUAAACUUAAUUUGUCUGUUUUAAUAUUAUUAUUAUUAUUAUUAUUAUUAUUAUUAAUAUUAUUAUUAUUAUUAUUUUACAAUUACUACUAUUUUAUUAUAAAUAUUAUUAUUAUAUUACUCUUACUACCAUUAUUAUUAUUAUUACUAUUAUUAUUAUUACAAUUACUACUUUAUUAUUAUUAUUAUUA